CCUCCUCCUCCUCCCUGCCUGCUGUGCACAGAAGCAGCCCUCCGAGCAGAGGGCUGAGCAAACAGCGAGCGGCCGGGGCAAUGUCCGAGCCCUGCCCCCUGGCUGACUGAGCACGGCCACCUGGGGACACCGGCACGGCCCCUCAGACAUCACCUGUCCCUCUGUGUGUGGGUGAGGACAAGCAGGGACAUCUCCCGGGACAGCAGGACAUCCCCUGCCAGGCCAUGGCAGCCCAGCCGGCCGGGGGCCAGAAGCCCCAGAAGCCCUUCCACAUCGUUACACCCGUCCUGGAGAGCCUGUCCCUCUCCAAGGCCGCGGGCACCAAGGUCUUCAUGAAGAUGGAGAACGUCCAGCCCUCGGGAUCCUUCAAGAUCCGAGGCAUCGGGCACCUGUGCCAGGCCGCUGCCAGGAAGGGCUGCCGCCACUUCGUCUGCUCCUCAGGAGGGAACGCGGGGCUGGCGGCGGCGUUGGCAGCGCGGGAACUGGCGGUGCCCAUCACCGUGGUGGUGCCCAGCAGCAGCGGCCCCACCGCCGUGCACAAGCUGCAGGAGCUGGGAGCCACCGUCGAGGUCUACGGCAAGGUGUGGGAUGAUGCCAACAGCAGAGCCCAGGAGCUGGCUAAGACAGAGGGCUGGGUCAUCAUCCACCCCUUCGACCACCCCUUGGUGUGGGAGGGUCACGCCAGCCUGGUCCGGGAGCUGAAGGACUCUCUGGAGGACAAGCCCGGCGCCAUCGUGGUGGCGGUGGGUGGCGGGGGGCUGCUGGCCGGGGUGGUGGCCGGCCUGCAGCAGGUGGGCUGGCAGGAUGUCCCCGUCAUCGCCGCCGAGACGCUGGGCGCUCACAGCUUCCACGAGGCGCUCAAGGCCGGCCGGCUCGUCACCCUGCCCGACAUCACCAGCGUGGCCACCUGCCUGGGAGCCAAGACGGUGGCGGCGCGGGCGCUGGAAUGUGCCCGGGAGUGCCAGGUGAUCUCGCAGGUGGUGCGGGACGAGGAGGCCGUGAGGGCUGUGCAGCAGUUCCUGGACGAGGAGCGGGCGCUGGUGGAGCCGGCGUGCGGAGCCCCCCUGGCCGUGCUGUACUCGGGGCGGCUGCAGCGGCUGCAGAGCGAGGGCCGGCUGCCGAGCCCGCUGCGCCCCGUGCUGCUCGUGGUGUGCGGCGGCAGCAACAUCCACACGGGCGGGCUGCGGGCCCUGCAGAGCCAGCUGGGGCUGCACUGACGCCCGGCAGAGCCCGCCUGGCACGCCCGGCUCGCUUUCCUUCCCAAAGAACGGAAAUAAAGCUUGGCAACGCG
This is a messenger RNA of Melospiza georgiana, 1291 nucleotides long. It is a transcript of the gene SDSL, whose product is annotated as serine dehydratase like. Gene Ontology annotation, molecular function: threonine deaminase activity; L-serine ammonia-lyase activity; pyridoxal phosphate binding. The transcript has 9 exons. The record is from RefSeq and is a predicted model, not a curated record. Gene Ontology annotation, biological process: L-serine catabolic process; L-threonine catabolic process. Bases 225 to 1217 code for a protein of 330 amino acids. Lineage: Eukaryota; Metazoa; Chordata; Aves; Passeriformes; Passerellidae.